Molecule: messenger RNA, 3929 nt
Organism: Linepithema humile (Argentine ant)
Lineage: Eukaryota; Metazoa; Arthropoda; Insecta; Hymenoptera; Formicidae
Source: RefSeq, a predicted model, not a curated record
GACAGUAACGUUGGGGCGGCCGCACGGAAAACACACGUGCUACACGAGCAACGACGCUAGUCGGGCUUAGCGUUCCCAUCAAUAGUCAAAGAAAAUCGUCAAAAUUGAAUAGACACAACGAUCUAGCGGAUCGCACGGAUGACUUCCGGUUGUUUUACUGGGGGGGCGGGAGUGUCUGGACCACGCUUCCGUUCAGUGCGAGACGCGUCGCGGAAAUUCCCGCCGUCAGAAGGUUCGAUGAAUUUCGCUCGGCUUGAUCGUGACCGAUCGGCUUUACUUGGACGUGUGCGGAAAUAGAUCUCGCUUGACGAGUCACGCUCGUUUUUACCCCUUUUACGGUCUUUUACGCUCAUGUGAUAAGUGAAAGGUUCUGUGGCUAUCAGGGUUGAUUCUGUUGUAUCGCUUACCGCGGAAGUGGCUUUGGAGUCGAUGGCUUGUUGUGUUGUUAUCGAAGGUUAUUGAAUGCUGGUGUGCUGCGAAAGACAUUCUUUUCAUCGCAUCGUUUCUCUCGUCCUUGUAUCGCUCAAAUUGCGCGUGACUGCAACGUUGUUCACAAAUCUUAUCAGCAGCUGUUUACUAGUAGAUAUGCAAUAAAAGCUAGUCGUUUUGUAAAGCCCAUGAGCUAAAGUCAACCUACUGGAAAAAAAUUAGAAAAAAAAACUUUUAAGAAAUAUUGAAAAAGUGAACUGAAUAUUAUUGGCGCAUGAAGAAUCGUUAUAAUUGUGGCAAAAGAUAUGUCGAUAAAAAGUGCGUUGGCUCUGUUUGUGUUCGUUAAUCAAUUCAAUUGAAUAACGUAUUAAUACUCCGGGGUCAUCGUGAGGGUUAAUCGCAAUGUCCACGCCGGACACGAUGGAUACCAUCGACGAAGCGGAACAAGCGUGGCAUGAGAUGCUGGAGUGCGAGACCGGAUCUCUUUUGGGCAGAGUAGCGGACCUCGAAAGGCAAUCCUUGGCGCAGAGGGACGAGAUAGUUUGUCUUCGCGCCACUCUGGCGGAUGCCCUAAGGCGAAUCGCCCAGCUCGAAGGAAGAGAAAAACGGGAGGAUGAAAGAAACGAGAGGAGAAACGAGAGAAUAGUGUCCUCGCCUUUAAGAAACGGCCAUGUGCCUCUCAGGAGUAGUCAAAAUUCGGUGCCACAAAAGGACUUAAGGCUACGCCAGACCGGCGGACUCAGAAAUUCCUCCUCUUCGGGAUCGUCGCAGGAUGUCCGCGAUGCAACGUCCAGCCCGAGACGGCCUGUUAGCUAUGUGCAUCCCUCUCAGCUUCCUCAAAGGAGAUCCGUCCAUUAUCAGUCAACAGGUUCUUUGCAUUCGGAUAGCCCGAGUAGUAGUAGUGUUUCUCCGGUGCCAUCGCCAAGCCCUAGAGCUACACCACUGCCUGUUGCCAGAUCGCCUACGGCAAGAUCAAACGGACCGCCACAAAGUAAUCUAAGAAGAGCGAAGAGAUGGUCGUCUACCGGCGAUUUUACACAUUCCCCGCAAAACCAGGGAAGCAACUCCCAGCUCGUCGGUACCAGAUUGUCUGCGUCCACCAAGUCCCUGUUCAACCUGUUCAAGCCACCGGUGAUGAACAACGUGAAGCACGGCACCAGAGACAUGCAGUACAACGAGGAGGAAGGUACCGUCCGCAUGUACUUGCGCGGCCGACCGGUCGUCCUUUACGUCCCUACAACAAUGAUGGAGUCCUACGAUCUUCAUAAAGUUAGCACGCCGCCGCAGAGCAAAUUGAAGCUCGACUGGGUCUACGGAUAUCGGGGUCGAGACUGUCGUGGAAAUUUACACCUGCUGCCGACCGGCGAGAUCGUAUAUUUCGUCGCGGCGGUCGUUGUUCUGUAUAACAUGGAGGAGCACAGCCAAAGGCAUUACCUGGGUCAUACCGAUGACGUUAAAUGCAUAGCGAUUCAUCCUAACAAACUGAUCGUUGCGACGGGACAAGUGUGCGGCACAGAUCGCCGAGAUGCUAUGCCACACAUCAGAAUAUGGAAUUCGGUAAGCCUGGCAACUCUCAGCGUGAUCGGCAAUGGCGAAUUUGACGGAUCGAUUUUCUGCCUGUCAUUCUCUAAGGCGGACGGCGGAAAUUAUUUGUGCGCCAUCGACGAGACCUCCGAUCACAAUAUAUCGAUCUGGGAUUGGCAGAAGAGCGACCGCGGCUCUAAGGUUACCGAAACCAAGUGUUCCGUCGACACGGUGGUUUGCGCCGAGUGGCAUCCGCUGGAACGGAGCCAGAUCGUUUCUUGCGGUAAAGGACACGUGUCCUUUUGGUCCCUGGACAAUGGUGGUAUGCUCUACAAACGUAUGGGUGUCUUCGAGAGCAGGGAUAAGCCCAGAUAUGUCACUUGCAUCGCCUUCAAUCAAAACGGCGACGUCCUCACCGGCGACAGCAAUGGCAACAUUAUCGUUUGGGGUCGAGGUACCAACACAAUCUCAAGGCUAGUGAGAAAUCUCCACGAAGGAUCGAUUUUCUCGAUAUGUGUUUUAAAGAAUGGCAAUAUUAUCACGGGAGGCGGAAAAGACGGCAGAAUUUUACAUUUUGAUUCAUCCUUGAAUAUUACUGGAGAGGAAGCUCAGAUCGAAGAUCAUUUUGGUGGAAUUCGAACGCUCUCAGAAGGGAGAGGUACUCAGCUGUUAGUCGGCACCACGAGAAACUGCAUUCUCGUUGGCGAUGUUGAAAUGGGUUUUAAUCCGGCCAUGCUGGGGCACGCCGAGGAAGUUUGGGGGCUUGCAGCUCAUCCGACUUUACCUCAGUUUGCGACCGCAGGACACGACAGAUUGUUGCAGAUGUGGGACAGCCUAAGCCAUACUGUGGUGUGGAGUAAAGACAUUGGGGAGCAAGCACAAAGUAUUGCUUUUUCACCGGAUGGCAGUAUCGUAGUCGUCGGCUGUACGUCCGGGAAAUGGUUGGCUAUUGAUAGCGAGACGCGAGAAUUGUACACGCAUCAUAGCGACGGAUCCGAACCCAUUCAGGUAGUUCAAUUCUCACCCGAUGGUACCUUACUUGCACUUGGCUCCAGAGAUAAUUAUAUUUAUAUUUAUCAAGUGAACGACGAUGCGACCAAAUACAGCCGAGUUGGACGGUGUAUGGGACAUUCAAGUUUUAUAACACAUCUAGAUUGGUCCGUGGAGGGACAGUACUUGCGUAGCAACAGCGGAGACUACGAGCUGCUUUAUUGGAAUCCCACCGUGUGUCGUCAAAUUCCGCAGUCCUCGUCGUUAAGGAAUGUAGAUUGGGCAACCCAUACUUGCGUAAUAUCAUUUGAGACGAUAGGAAUUUGGCCGGAAGGUGCCGAUGGAACUGACGUAAACAAUUGUACCCGAAGUGGCGACGGCAAACUCUUAGCUACGGGCGACGAUUUUGGAAAAGUCAAAUUAUUUUCCCACCCAGCGUGUCAGCCAAAGUCAUUAUACCAUUCUUAUGGCGGUCAUUCGAGUCACGUGACAAACGUCUCAUUCCUGCAAGACGAUUCGCGAUUGGUAUCGACCGGCGGCGCCGAUACCAGCGUUCUGCAGUGGAUAGUGAAUUAAGCAAACCGUGCGGAUCGAAUAAAUCUUAUAAGUGCACUUCAAGAUCGAGCUAAGGAGAAAGAAAAAUAUCAUCGUCGUGUUGAUUAAAACUACAACCACCGUUUACUGCUCGAUCUACUUAACAAACGACGUGACAAGCGUCACGUCGUUCUUUUCUUAAAAGUAUCGAAGAUUGGAUCACACCCUGACACUUGGAUUUCUCAAUAUCAAAAUACUGUUCGCUGCACCAUCUACUUAAUCGCAACGAACAUCAUGGCUCCCGUUCUUAAAAGAAUUCUACCUGUUUAAAGGUGGGAUUAAUUUGACGCCUUAAUUUUUCAUAACAUCGAUAACAUUAGGCGCAAAAUAUUUCUUAGAUUCAAACAUUUCUCGUAUGUAAAGUAACUCAAUACAUCGCAUGUGCAAAUGUG